AUGCAACUGAGAGGAGGAGCUGAGAGGAUGAGCGAUGUGAAACAGAUCGAGUUCUUCAUGGACAAGUCAGAGCUGUCUUCUUUUCCUGGUGUACAGUCGGUCGCAGUGGUCGGCUCAUGGGACGAUUGGCAGAGCAAGACGGAGUUGCGGCAGGACGUACAGAGGUGGGUAACAAGUCUGGAUUUGGCACCUGGAGCUUACCAGUACAAGUUUGUCAUCGACAAGGCAACAUGGAUUUGCUCUACUCAGCAAACUUCCAUCACAGCCAACGGAUUCAAGAACAACGUGAUUGAAAUCAGCCAGCUGGGCGAUCAAAAGGACGAGGGUGGAGAUGAGGAACAGUCGAUGGGUGAGAGUGAGAGGAAAGGUUGGCAAGAAGAUGGGAUAGGAGUGUCAAUGCAAGGAAUGAGAUCUGGGAGAGUGGAAGCAUGGAAGAAGGAAGAAGCGAAGGAGGAGGAGGAGGAGGAGGAGAGAUCAUCAAGAGCAAGGGAGCGCCUGAACAGUUUGAGGGCUCGACGAGACAUGCUGCAAUCUUUGGACGAGAAACUUUCGAAGCUGGAGAACAGGGCGGUGCAGAAGGUGGAGAGCGUUGAAGAAGAAAAUUUGGGCUCGCUCAGCAUAUCUGAUGAUGAUGUCGAUGUUGAUGGAGAGGAAGAGAUCGAUGUUGAUGAAGAGAUCGAUGGAGAUGAGCAAGAGCAAGAGAAAGAGCAAGAGCAAGAGAAAGAGCAAGAGAAAGAGAAAGAGCAUCAGUAUGGCAAACGACAAGAUCAACAGCAGCAACUGAAGCAGCAACACCACCACCACCACCAGCAGCAGCAGCAGCAACAACAACGACAACAACAACACCAGCACCAGCAGCACCAGCACCACCAGCACCAGCAGCAACACCAGCAGCAGCAACAACAACACCAGCAGCAACAACAACAUCAGCAGCAACACCACCAGCAGCAACACCAGCAACAGCAACAGCAACAGCAACAGCAACAGCAACAGCAACAGCAACAGCAACAGCAACAGAAUCAAAAGCUGCGGCUGCAACUGCAGCAAGACGAUCAAAAACUUGCCGCGAAGGAUGUUGCAGAUGCCAUCAAAGACCUUGAUGAAAAUGGGAAUGGAGCAGAGAACAAGGAAAUCGACGACGACGAAGCAGUCGGCACCCGUGAAGACAAUGACGAGGAUGUAGAGGAUGGGGAGGAACCUUACAAGAACUUGUAUUCACUUGAAUCUUUAUCAUGUACUUUCUCUCUGAACCAUGUCAAACAGAAGAAAGGAUGGGAACGAGUCCCCGUCCAAAAAAUGCAUGUCGACGAUAAAAUCCCUUCUAGCACCCUCCAGGUCCUGAAUUAA
This is a messenger RNA of Guillardia theta CCMP2712, 1347 nucleotides long. RefSeq lists its product as hypothetical. Gene Ontology annotation, molecular function: transcription coactivator activity; chromatin DNA binding. The record is from RefSeq and is a predicted model, not a curated record. The coding region runs from base 1 to 1347 and encodes 448 amino acids. The transcript has 8 exons. NCBI's taxonomy places the organism in Eukaryota, Cryptophyceae, Pyrenomonadales, Geminigeraceae.